Molecule: messenger RNA, 3007 nt
Organism: Triplophysa dalaica
Lineage: Eukaryota; Metazoa; Chordata; Actinopteri; Cypriniformes; Nemacheilidae
Gene: fem1c
Product: fem-1 homolog c
Exons: 3
Coding region: 416-2269 (617 amino acids)
Molecular function (GO): protein binding
Source: RefSeq, a predicted model, not a curated record
ACCGUUGGUCGCUGUUACAGACUGAAAAAACCUCAGCAGCGAUCAGAGCAACAGUCGAGCUGAAAACAAACCGACGACUACAACACACAGAAAUGGACAUUAAAAUUAGGACGAUGUUUGUUUAUUUAGGUGUGUAGUUGGCAGGUGUUUUCGUUCGGGUCGUGUUUGUUUAAUCGCUCCAUGUUACAGGAAGCUGCUGAAGCGGGGGAGGGAAGAUCCGCAGCGACACUAUUUUUAUCAUUUUCUGUUAUGUUGACUCGGGAAUGAGCUGAGGUAUCUUCACAGUAUCGGCGAACAACAUCGUCCUGCAUCUCGACACGAAGAAAUCUACCAUUACAAGAUAAAUCAAGACGUCUGAUCUGAAAACAGCGUGAAAGAUCCAGUGCGCGCGAGAGGACACAGGGCACCUUAUGCCAUGGAUUUAAAAACUGCCGUUUUCAACGCUGCCAGAGACGGCAAACUGAGACUCCUCCAGAAACUGCUGGAGAACAAAACGGAUCACGACGUGAUGAAGCUGAUGGCGGAGAAGACAAACGGAGCAACGCCGUUACUGAUGGCUGCCCGUUACGGGCACCUGGAGCUGGUGGAGUACCUCAUCGAAUGCUGCUGUGCUCCGGUGGAAGUGGGAGGCUCCGUGAACUUCGAUGGCGAGAUCAUCGAGGGCGCGCCCCCUCUGUGGGCAGCGUCAGCUGCUGGACAUUUAAAAGUCGUGCAGUCGCUGCUGGGUCACGGCGCGUCUGUGAACAGCACGACACUCACAAACUCCACGCCGCUGCGAGCCGCUUGUUUCGAUGGACAUUUGGAAAUUGUCAAAUAUCUGGUGGAGCACAAAGCAGAUCUGGAAGUGGCCAACAGGCACGGCCACACGUGCCUCAUGAUAUCAUGUUAUAAAGGCCACAGGGAGAUUGCGCAGUAUCUGCUGGAGAAAGGUGCCGAUGUGAACAGGAGAAGUGUGAAAGGUAACACGGCUUUACACGACUGUGCCGAAUCUGGGAGUUUAGAUAUAAUGAAGAUGCUUUUAAAGUUCGGAGCCACCAUGGAGAAGGACGGUUAUGGGAUGACGCCGCUGCUCUCUGCCAGCGUAACGGGCCACACCAACAUCGUGGACUUUCUUACGCAACACCCCCAGACGGACAGAAGCGAGCGCAUUAACGCCCUGGAAUUGCUUGGGGCGACGUUCGUGGACAAAAAGAGGGAUCUUCUGGGAGCGCUGAGGUGCUGGAAGAGAGCCAUGGACCUGAGGUACAGCGACUCUAACCAAGUCCUGCUCAAGAAUGAGCCCGAGCAGCCGGUAACGGCAUACGACUGCACCAGAGAAGCUAACACUUUCGAGGAGCUGGACAGCUUGAUCGCCGACCCCGACGACAUGAGAAUGCAGGCCCUGCUCAUCCGAGAGCGCAUUCUCGGCCCGUCGCACCCGGACACGUCCUACUACAUCCGCUACAGAGGGGCCGUCUACGCCGACUCGGGGAACUUUGAACGCUGCAUCAAACUUUGGAAGUACGCACUGGACAUGCAGCAGAAUAACUUGGACCCGCUGAGCCCCAUGACGGCCAGCAGCCUCCUGUCUUUUGCCGAGCUCUUCUCCUUCAUGCUGCAAGACCGCGCCAAAGGCCUUCUGGGAACCUCGGUGUCCUUUGACGACCUCAUGGAGAUCCUCAGCAAAAGCGUUCUGGAGAUUGAGCGUGCCGUCAAGCAGCCUCGGCCCGGCCCGGACCCUGCCCAGCUCAGCAAGGUGCUGUCCAUCAUCCUUCAUCUCAUCUGCUUGCUGGAGAAGGUGCCGUGCACUGUGGAGGAGGACCACUUCAAGAAAGAGACCAUUUACCGGUUUCUCAAGCUGCAGCCCUCCGGCAAGAACGGCUACAGCCCUCUUCACCUGGCCGUGGACAGGAACACCACGUGUGUGGGUCGCUACCCGGUGUGCAAGUUUCCCUCGUUCCAAGUGGCGUCCAUACUCCUGGAGUGUGGUGCCGACGUCAACUCACGCGACGAGGACAACAACAGCCCCCUCCAUGUGGCCGCCUCCAACAACCACCCCGACAUCAUGAACCUGCUGGUCGCCUGCGGGACGCAUUUCGACAGCACCAAUUCUUUCCGCCAGACGGCGUGCGACCUGCUGGAUGAGAAGGAGAUGGCCAAGAACCUGAUUCAGCCCAUCAAUCAUACCACGCUGCAGUGUUUGGCGGCUCGGGCCAUCGUUAAACACGGCCUGACGUACCGGGGGAACAUCCCGGAGCGCCUGGAGGCCUUCGUGCUGCUGCACAGAUAGUGAUGCACAGACUUCUGGGAUUGGGACUUCAGGAGUUGUUCUUCUGCCCUAAUGCAUGCACGACGGAUUCCUACCAUCUUUGCUCGGAUGACUUGAUUCUUCACGCUUUUUAUCGAUCUGUCUAUGCAAAGACGGUAGGGGGACGGACGGGACGGGACGGUUCGGGUGGGUGAGCUGUGUGGUUCUGCUCUGGCUGUCGUGCUGUCAUGACUCCCUCCCUCCCCUCACAGUCCAGCAUCAUGACGUGCUUACUAAUGUUUGCAGAUACCAUAAGUGCUUUUAUACUUCCUAUGCACAGGCUAAGAAUAUUGAGACUUUUCUGUGUUACUGCCUGUUGAUGUUUUUCUUUUUUUUCCCCUCUGUCUGUCUUCAUUCGUUACUCUAAUUAUGUUUACGGUGAAAUGGAGUGAUCAGGCAUGAGCAAACAGGAGAUGUAACAACUAGAAACUAACUUUGACUCGCCUCCUUUUUUUAAAUGACGCAGCAUGUUGUAUGGAGCGAUAUGAACACAUCUCUUCUUCAGCUCAGUGUAGUUGAAGUUUAUCUCGGCUUCAUUUGUGCAGUUUGAACUCAAGGGCUUUUGAUUCUUUGACAGACACUAGUAAAUGACACACACAUGUACAGUACUUUCAGAGGCACUUUAUUGCUGUCAAAUGAUUUGACAUUCAUAUUACAACGGCAUAAAGCUUGUUCAUGUCCUCAGAGCAUCCUUGACAAUAAACCUCUGUUGCACUUGUA